GCACCCCUCAUCACAAUACAAACAAACGGAAUAAUCUUGGAUUCCCCGACGGGAAAUAAACGCUUUUUGAAUAAAAAAAAUCGUUUUCUUUCUUUUUAUCAUCAGCGUUGCUGUCUAAUGGACUAUCACACCAUAACCUCUAGAGAUUACAUUCUGAGAGGUGCUGUGGACCAAAAUCAUGUUGGAUUGUAGUUGGGAUAAUCUCCUGUUAACGAAGAUAACAUAAGGGCGAUUGCAGCUGUGGAGCUCAAGAUGGCCAAGUUAUAUGCUCUGGCUCUCAUGAUGCUGGUGAUAGGAGCACUGCAGGUAGUGGUACGGUGUUGCCCGCGGCCGUGUACAUGCCAGCAGCCGGCAGAGGUGCACUGCACGUUCCGCUCUUUGCUUACCGUGCCAGCUGGCGUGCCCAAACAGGUGGAGCGAAUGAACUUAGGGUUCAAUACUAUAAGUAGGGUAACAUAUGGCUCUUUUGCUGGACUACGAAAACUCGAGCUUCUUUUGAUGCAUGGGAAUGAUGUUCAUCAAAUUCCCAAUGGAGCAUUUCGUGACCUCAUUUCCCUUCAGAUGCUGAAAUUAAGCUAUAAUAAACUGAAGGUACUUAGCAGAGGAAACCUUAUGGGUCUCAGAAGUCUUACUAGAUUGCAACUGGAUCAUAACAGACUUGAGUUUAUCCAUCCUGAUGCAUUUCAAGGCCUCACCUCUCUUCGAAUACUGCAACUGGAGGGCAAUCAGCUUCAGCAGCUUCAUUCAGCAACUUUCUCCACAUUCUCCAUUCUUGGACACUUCCCAGUGUCCACCCUGAAGCAGUUGCACCUUUCGGAUAAUUUGCUGACUACACUGUCACAGAGGAUGCUUGCAGGUAUGCCCUACCUGGAAAACUUGUUCCUGCAUGGGAACCCUUGGACUUGUGACUGUCGCAUGAAAUGGUUCAAAGAGUGGAAUAUAAAUUCACCAGGUGUGUUAAAAUGUAAAAAAGACAGAGCCUAUCCCGAAGGCCAGCUAUGCCCUAUGUGUUCAUCUCCAAAGCUCCUUAAGAAGAAACACCUCCAGGAGUUAGAGAACCCCACAUGCAAUAGCCCUAUUGCUAGCACUCCAAACAACAAAGCUAUUUCCACAGAGGACACAGAAAGUGAUCUCCUGACAACAGAUGAAUUUCUUCAACCCCUUGGCAACAUUUCUCUGGGCCUGUCCGAUGAGGAUGGACAUCAAGUAGACCUGUACUGCCUUGUCACUGAGCCUAAAGAGCUGACUAGCAUAAGCUGGCACUCUGUUAACCAACAUCAAAUAUCAGCAAACGUGACUCUGACAUUAGAUUUAAAGUGUCCCAUUGACAGGUCGAGCUAUGAAAAGUUGUGGAGAUUGAUUGCAUACUACAGCGAUGUCUCGGCCCACCUUCAGAGGGAGAUUAUGCUAAACAAGGAUCCUUACAUUAGCUACAGAUAUCGGCAAGAUGUUGAAAGGGAUGCUCUUUAUUAUACAGGCGUGAAAGCUAAUAUAGCUGCUGAGCCACAAUGGAUAAUGCAGUCAUCAAUGGAUCUCCAGCUAAACAGGCUUCAGUCUACCAGUAAAAUUGUUAGACUUAUUCUCAGCACCCAUAUUACUCAAGUUGUGGAGCCUGAAUAUAUAAGACAGCAGAAAAGGGAUUGGGUUUUUAUUGAAUCCAAAAAUGAUACUAGAACAAUGCAGGUGGCUGUGGUGGGAAGUCCUGUUGAGAUGAGCUGUUCUAUACAUAGCUCAGGGAACCAGACAUUAAAAUGGAUGCUCCCUGAUGGGUCAACAUUAAAAACACCUUAUAGCAGUGGCGAUAACAGGCUUUCGGCAUCAAGUUUUGGCCUGCUUGAAAUCAAAUCUGUGGAUCAUUCUGAUUCAGGAGUUUACUAUUGUAUUGCACAUGUUUCAAAUGAUCUUAGUGUCCUACCUCUACGCUUAACAGUGGAAGAAUCCUCCAGCCCACCUCCUGGAGUGGAAGGAGUAACAGAGACAAUUACAGGAUUUGCAGGUGGACAUGUUUCUCUUCCAUGUGUUGCUACUGGGUCCCCCGAUGCUGAUAUACACUGGAUUCGUCCCGAUGGCAGCAUUGUAAACAAGUGGCUAAACAAUUCCAGGACACUUGUGGCUUUAAAUGGGACUCUGAUUAUUAGACACAGUCAGCUUUCAGACAGUGGAUACUAUAAGUGUGUAGCAGGAAACCGACAUGGGAUGGAUACUUUGGUGACAAAAGUGAUAAUAACAAAACCACCAGGUAUGAUUCCCUUAAGGAAGUACUUCAGAGGGCCUCAACCUGCUGAGGGAGUUUCAACCAAAAUAAAAGUUCUUAUGUCUAACGAUGUAGAGUCAUCUGGAGAUAAUGAACCAGAAGAGCUUUUGGAGAAAACCCUUCCUCGGCGUGUGGAUUUACCCAAUCGAAGGAGGGUCCCAAAUAUGGGCGUAAAGGGUGGCCAUCCAUCCAGGAAUUCCUGGAGACGCCCUGCUAUUCCAAGGAGGAGCGUAGGUACGACAGGAGUGGACAGGGUUAAUACUGUAGAAUCGAAAAGAAGAAAUAGUGUGUCAAACAACCAAAUAGACCCAAAGCGCUGGGCUAGCAUUUUGGCAAAAGUUCGCAAUGGUGGAACUAGUCCAAAAACAACUACUGUAAACUCUGUACAGACCAGUACAAACAGAAUACAGGAGCCAGUGACUGACUACACAAAGCAGCCAGGUAUUACAAACAAAAUUGGAGGAUCGUCUGCAGAAAGUGCAACAACAAGAGUACCAGAAGAAAUGUUGUACACAAUCACAACGGCACGGAUGCCUAUUCAGACUACUGAGUACAACCUGGAUAUAAGACCUCUAGAUUCUGAGGACCAGAGACAUGUUAUAUACCAGAUAGCUGCACCAGAAUCUGAUUCAAAUUCAAAUUUGUUUACAGCACGCACAUAUAUAGCACAGCCUACAGUUGGUCCACAGAUUAAUUAUUUUACUGUCAGAGAUUCAGAGGUUGCAAACAGGAUUGAAACGAGCACUGUGUGGAAUACAAAAUUACAUGGAAAUCAUUUACAGGAAAACCAAAGCCACUCGAUGGGUAGUGGCAGUGUAAAUGAAGCAAUUAUAAAUUACAACGAUGAAUAUAGGGUUUCAAAAAGCCAUGAGCAUGUGUUAGAGGUUUAUCAAGGAAGGACUGAUCAUAGCUUACCACUAGCCACUGCAAAGACACAUACUGCACAAAGUGCAGGAACACAUGGUGAUGCCAAGUUAUUUACUCAGAUCUUAACUACAGUUAGGCAAGGAACACAGACCCUACAAAAGCAUACGACUCACCAGAAACCCAGUGUCUCAGAAAUUCCACUGCUAACUACUGUGACACCAACCACCAAACCUGCGUCAGGAGAUAAUAAAGCAACCUUCUCGAAUUCACUUUCUGAUUCACGUGCCUCACGUGCUAGGAACUCAUCCAGUUCGUGGAGGAGGACUGGUGGAAGACGUAAAAAGCCUAAUAGAAUUAGAACUAAGACAAACAGUUUUAAAUCAUCUGUAUAUGUCACAAAUGCAACCCCACAGCCCACUUCAGCUUCAAUUUCUGAGGUCACAAAAGGGUUUUCAGUCAUUACUAAGACAACUGCCUCCUCUGAAACUAAAAUAGAAACAUCUCCAUGGGCCAAAAAUGCAAAAGCCAAGAUGAAUACUACUGUUCCGUUAAACGACAGCCAAGUACAGUCACCAGGCAAAAUGACUCAUGAAGAAAACACAGAUCCUUUAUACAGUAGCAGGAAUCAUCAAACCCAUCAAUCUUUACCUCAAGAAAGAGCAUCUGUAACAAAAUAUAUACAUUUAGAUGAUGCCACGCCAGCUCAAAAACUCAAAACCACCACACCAGUUCCAAUGUUUCCAUCAACAUCCAUUAGUUUUGGAAGAGAAGAAAUAAAAACAACUAUGCACAAAGAAGAAAAUUCUACCUUGCCUUCACUGAAGGCAGGCAUUCAUGAGUGGUUUACAAGCACCCAUACCCCUGCAGCUAAAACAUCUGAAGAGACACAACAGGAAAGUAUUACACCAGAUUCGAGCCCAACAUCAGACCACUCCUUUGAGAACUCUUAUACACAUCCCGAAGACAUACCAGGUGCAAGUUCAGACAAAACAAACAACCAAUAUAAACCCACAGAUACUGAAAAUGUACUGUCAUCCAAAGAGAUGAUUACAUUGAGACCAUUCUCUUCAUCUUCCCCGAGUACUCAGAAUGAGACAGUCAAACAUCAUGCUGAAACCCCAGGUGGUUCAAUGGCAUCAGUCAUUUUUGAGUUGGCUCAUCAGAGUCCAGAGAUUACCACAGACAGACCCAAAACCUCUCCUGUAUUAACCACAAAACCACACAGAGUUACAGCUGGUAGCAUUUACAGAGAAGAUUCAGUGUUAUCUCGAAAUCCUUGGAGUCAAUCAAAUGUUACUAAAGGAAUUGUACUUACCACAACAACAACAUCUGCAACAACCAUAAUGCCCCCUACAGUACAUACAAAAAUGCUUUAUCCCAAUAAACCCACUUCUGCUAGCAGGAUUGGUGACCCGGACGAUGUUAAUCACAUUCUUGACAGUCAUAAGAGAUUUGUAACCCCAGGCCAAGAAACCAUUCCUAAGGUAGAACUUAGCGAAACAUACAGUAGAACAACACCCCCAGUCACUCAAUUCCCUCAUCAAUUAGCCUAUAUCUCUGAGGACACAACAUCUCUAGGAUUGAAGGUUAACAUCCACAAAAAGACAACCACAAAAGCACCCACAAUUCCACCACAAUCAUCAACAAUAUCCCCAUCACAGCAAAGAAUCCCUGGGAGGUCAGGUGGCACCUAUUUUACAAUAUAUCACACCACAUCAAGAGGGGCUCAGCAAAGACCAACAGCAGUGCCUGAAGGUCGAGGCAGACCUCACAUCACCAGCACAGACAUUAGAUUUGUAACAGCACAAGCUGAGACUGAUGUCUAUUUGCCAUGUGUGGCUGUGGGAAAGCCCAGUCCUUUCCUUUCCUGGACUAAAGUUUCCACAGGAGCUAGUAUUGCACAAAACACCAGGGUCCAGAGAUUCCAGGUCCAAUCUAAUGGUACGCUUGUUAUCCAUAAUGUUCUUCCUCUGGACCAAGGCCACUACCUCUGCAGUGUCCAAAAUCAAUAUGGAGAGGACAAGAUUGUGGUUAAUUUAAUUGUUGAAGCUGAACACCCCAAAGUGCUUCAUCCUCGCUACAGGGAAGCCACAGCAUACCUUGGUGAAACUGUAGAGCUGAUGUGUCAGUCCCAAGGGAAUCCUAAGCCUCGGAUCACCUGGGUCCAACCUGACAGGGCAGUGGUGCAUUCUGGUGUGCCUACUAAUGGCAUGUCUGGUCAGAGGGUCUCGGUCUCACCCAAUGGCACACUUUACAUAAAAUCUGCAAGUCACACGGAUCGGGGAAUCUAUAAAUGCAUUUCUAGCAAUGCACUUGGUGCUGAUACAAUAUCUGUUCGUCUGACUGUUGCCGCCUUGCCACCCAUUAUUGAACAGCCACGACACGAGAAUGUCAGUCUUUCAGAGGGAAGCACUGCCUUCUUGAAUUGCACUGCCACGGGUGCCCCUCACCCUUCCAUUGCCUGGACCACCCCGGAUGGCAUGCAACUCCAUCCCUCACAGUUUAUUAAUGGGCGUAACUUGUUUGUCUUCCCAAAUGGAACUUUGUUUGUUCGUAGUCUUGUUCUGACAGAUACAGGGAGGUAUAAAUGUUCUGUCACUAAUGUAGUUGGCACUGCACAGAGGACUGUUAUUUUGACUGUAAGGAAAUCCAUAAAGUUGUCCAGUGCCAGGAUUACAUUUUCAUCAUCUCAAAAAACAGAUGUGGUCUAUGGAGACAGAUUGCACCUGGACUGUAUUGCAUCAGGGAAUCCAGAACCCAGGAUCAUCUGGAGGACUCCUUUAAAAAAGCUUGUGGAUGCUCACUACAGCUAUGACCCAAGGAUCAAAGUGUCGUCCAAUGGUACACUAUCAGUCGUCUCUGUUACAGAGAAAGAUGGUGGUGAAUAUCUCUGUGUUGCCCGCAACAAAAUCGGUGAUGAUUUUGUGCCUUUUAAGGUCAGUGUCCUGACAAAACCUGCCAAAAUUGAACAGAAAACAGAAGCUGAUAAGAAGGUAAUAUAUGGAGGUCACCUAAAGGUUGACUGUGUGGCCUCUGGAUUACCAGACCCUAAAAUCCAGUGGGCAUUGCCUGAUGGUACCAUGAUCAACAGCGUUAUAAAGUCUGAGCGUAAUGUUGGGAGUCGAAGUCGCAGGUAUGUUGUUUUUGACAAUGGAACCCUCUUCUUUAAUGAGGUUGGGAUUCAUGAAGAAGGUGACUAUACUUGUUAUGCUGAGAACCAGGUUGGAAAAGAUGAGAUGAAAGUGCAUGUCAAAGUAGUUUCAGCUGUCCCGGUGAUUGAGAACAAGACACAUGAUGUCGUCAGGGUUCUUUACGGAGAAUCUGUCUCUCUCAAUUGCAGUGCCAAAGGUGAUCCAACACCUCUGAUAUUGUGGUUUUCGCCCACUAACAGAGCUAUGGCUUCAGCUUCAGACAAGUAUAUUAUACAUAACAAUGGAACUCUAGUCAUUCAGAAAGUUCAGCGAUUUGAUGGUGGAAAUUAUGUAUGUCUGGCCAGAAACAGCGCAGGGCAGGAUCGAAAAGUGAUGAGAGUAGAAAUCCUUGUCUCUCCCCCUGCUGUUAAUGGCCUUAUAGGCACCGCAAAUUCGUUGAGAGUGUCUACUGUUAGAGAUCAGCGUAAACUGAUUGACUGUGAGACCACUGGUACCCCCAUUCCACGUGUCAUGUGGGUUCUUCCAGAGAACGUUGUACUCCCGGCGCCAUAUUAUGGUAGUCGAAUGACAGUACAUCGCAAUGGCACAUUGGAUAUCCGUUCGGUGAGAAAGUCAGAUUCAGGCCAGUUAGCAUGUAUUGCUCGUAAUGAGGGAGGUGAGACAAGGCUUGUUGUUCAUCUUGAUGUAACAGACACUUUAGAGAAGCCAAAACUUAGAAGUCCCAAAAUGGAGUCACUCUCAUUAACUGUGGGCAGGACCAUUUACCUAAACUGUUCAGUUGAAGGCUCCCCAGCUCCACAGGUGACUUGGAUUCUACCAAAUGGCUCCCCACUAUUGAGCGGUGCAAAAUUCAAUAAAUUCCUUCACAAUUCUGAUGGGACUUUGAUUAUCAGUAACCCUGCUCUGUCAGAGGCAGGCACAUAUCGAUGUUUGGGACGCAAUGGAGGUGGACUGGUUGAAAGAACUGUUGCACUGAUGCCAGGACACAAGCCAGAAAUCAAUAACAGGUAUAACUCACCUAUCAGUGUCAUUAAUGGGGAGAAUUUACAGCUGCACUGCUUGUCAAACACCAACUCGGUCCGUCUCACCUGGACUCUGCCAAGUGGGAUGGUCUUAAACCGUCCUCAAAAAGCCGGUCGUUAUGCCAUUCUUCCCAAUGGAACUCUUUCCAUCCAGCAAGCCUCUGUCCAUGACAGAGGCUCUUACACCUGCAGGACAUCAAAUGAAUAUGGAAGCUCCCUGCUCACUGUUCCAGUCAUCAUCAUUGCAUAUGCACCCCGUAUCACUAGUGGGCCAGUUCCUUCAACCUAUGCCAGAAGAGGAGUAGCAGUACAACUUAAUUGUGUAGCAACAGGUAUACCCAAAGCAGAAGUGGCAUGGGAUACCCCAGAAAGAACACGGCUUGUUGUCGGCUCUCAACCACGUCUGUUUGGGAACAAGUACCUUCAUCCUCAGGGCUCCUUAAUCAUCCAGAAUCCCACAGCAAAAGAUGCUGGAUUAUACAGAUGCACGGCCAGAAAUGUCAUAGGGGUUGACUCAAAAGGUACAUACCUUCAUGUGUACUAAUAAGAGAGGAUGUCUCCUCUUCGUAUGCCCAAGGAACUGCGACGUUGAACUGUUACUCAGCUUGAUAAUUUAUCAAUGUGAAAUGGAAUCAGCCCCAAUUUAAAAAUACUAUUUUAUUAAUGAUGGGUUCCUAAGAAUAAGCAAUUUUGCAUCUACAAUUUUACUAUUUUCCUUCAGCUUGGUAUGGAAUCUAUGUAAUGUAACCAACCUACUGAUAUUAUAAGGCAUCUUUCUGUUUUCAUUGUUUGACAAUGACAGUUUUGCCCGGUUUCACAGACAAGGUUUAAGGCUAGUCCCAGACUAAAAUGAAAAUUUGAGCUCUCUUAACCAAAAAUAAAUUGCCCUGACAUAUCUUAAAAUAUGUCAUUGCCAUUGUUUUGUUCAAGAUGCACACCAGUAAUAUAUUUUUUAAGGCAUUUUAAUAAAAGUGACUUAAAUAUCCUAAUUUAACUAAGGCAUAGUCCUGGCUUAAGCUAAGCCUGGUCUGUGAAACCGCGCCAUUAUGUCUAAAUGU
Triplophysa rosa is the source of this 8353-nucleotide messenger RNA. RefSeq names its product matrix-remodelling associated 5a (gene mxra5a). Bases 253 to 7839 code for a protein of 2528 amino acids. Gene Ontology annotation, molecular function: protein binding. The record is from RefSeq and is a predicted model, not a curated record. Gene Ontology annotation, cellular component: extracellular region. The transcript has 7 exons. Lineage: Eukaryota; Metazoa; Chordata; Actinopteri; Cypriniformes; Nemacheilidae.